Sphaeramia orbicularis (orbiculate cardinalfish) is the source of this 2943-nucleotide messenger RNA. Its product is annotated as laminin subunit gamma-1-like. Gene Ontology annotation, biological process: animal organ morphogenesis; tissue development; axon guidance. The coding region runs from base 163 to 2943 and encodes 926 amino acids. The record is from RefSeq and is a predicted model, not a curated record. Gene Ontology annotation, cellular component: basement membrane. Lineage: Eukaryota; Metazoa; Chordata; Actinopteri; Kurtiformes; Apogonidae. The transcript is spliced from 15 exons.
GAGGGAGAACAUAUGUUGGAGACUUAACAGACGCAAAGACGAGAGAGAAACAAAGCCCUCUAAUUGGAGACUUCCUUUCUUGUGUUGGACUCCGUUCCUCAUGUCAGCCUUCAGUCCUCACUACAAAGUCUAGGAACAUCUGUGUGGGAAAAAUAACUACAAAUGGAUACAUCUCCCUCAGCUAUGUGCUUUCUUUCUGCUCUUCUACUUGUGUUUUUACUCCAGUACCACCUUGUCCAGGCUGCGAUGGACUCGUGCUAUGACGAAGAGGGCACCCCGAGUCGUUGCAUGCCCAAAUUUGAGAACAUUGCAUUCAACCGCACUGUUGUGGUGUCAAACGUGUGCGGUAUCACACCUGAGGAGUACUGCAUGCAGACCGGAUCAACCCGCUCGUGCCACAUCUGUGACAUGUCCGACCCCGAACGCAGCCACAACGCCAGCCUCCUGACAGACUUCCACAGGAAUGAAGACCCUACGUGGUGGCAGAGUCAGUCCCUGUUCUAUGGGAUUCAGUACCCCAACUCUGUCAACCUCACCCUUCAUCUAGGGAAGGCCUUUGAGAUAACCUAUAUACGAUUGAAAUUCUACACCAUUCGACCACAGAGCUUCGCCAUCUACAAGCGCACAGAAGAGGACGGGCCCUGGCUGCCCUACCAGUACUACAGCGCUUCUUGUAAGGAAACGUAUGGAAAAGACGCCAGAGGUUACAUUCGCCCAGGGGAUGAUGAGAGGACUGCUGUGUGCACGGAUGACUUCAGUGAUAUCUCCCCACUUACUGGAGGCAACGUGGCGUACUCCACCCUGGAGGGACGCCCAAGUGCCUACAAUUUUGACCAAAGUCUGGUGCUGCAGGAAUGGGUGACAGCCACCGACCUGCUCAUUUCUCUGGACAGGCUCAACACCUUUGGGGAUGAGGUCUUCAGGGACGCUAAAGUGUUGCGCUCGUACUUCUAUGCCAUCUCAGAUUUCUCCGUGGGCGGCAGAUGUAAGUGUAACGGCCACGCCAGUGAGUGUGUCGACGGAGAGCACGGUGCUUUGGUCUGUGCGUGCCAGCAUAACACAGUGGGAGCUGACUGCCAGAGAUGUCACCCCUUCUACCAGGACAGACCAUGGGCCAGGGCCACCGGGGACUCCGCCAACCAGUGUCUGAAGUGCAACUGCAGCGGGAGAUCAGACCAGUGCGUGUUCGACUCGGAGCAGUACCGACGCACCGGCAGUGGGGGGCGCUGCGUGAACUGCAGAGAUAACACCGACGGGCCCCAUUGCGAACACUGCAGGGAAAACCACUACAGGAAGUCUCCGGAAGAGCCCUGCCUGGCCUGCGACUGCAAUAUCAAUGGCUCGGUGAGUCUGCAGUGUGAUGUAGAAGGAAGGUGUGCGUGUCGAGUCGGGGUGACAGGGGAGAAGUGUGACACAUGUCUGGCUGGCUUUCAUUCUCUAGGCCCCGGGGGCUGCAGGCCAUGUGACUGUGAGUCCAGUGGGACCGUGGACGACUGCUCUCCUCUGGAUGGACACUGUCACUGUAAACCACAUGUGGAAGGACAGCGCUGCGAUAGAUGCAAACCAGGCUUUUUCAACCUACAAGAAGGAAACCCCGCAGGCUGCCAGGCUUGUUUCUGCUCCGGACACUCGCUGGUCUGCACCUCGUCCAGUCACUACACCGCAUUCAACAUCACGUCUGACUUCAUUGAUGAUCAGGAUGGCUGGUUGGGAGAGUUCUCUGGAGGGCAGGAGUACCCCCUGCUGUGGAAGGAAGGCGAAGUCUACCUGCUGCCUCUCACCGAGGAAGACAUCGGCUUCUACAAAGCCCCUGAGAAAUUCCUGGGUCAGCAGGUCCACAGCUAUGGCCAGCUUCUUUUCAUCACCUUCACUUCUGAGGUGCCUGAGCUGCUCCCAGAACGUGUCACCCUGUUCCUCCAAGGCUCUGGGAUCACCCUCUCCGCUGACCUUUCACCUCAGCUGGUGCUUGACCACCACCCCGGCCUCACGCCUAGGUGCACCUUUACCAUAAGGCUUGAUGAAAAUGAGAGGAGAUUCCAACCCUCAGUGUCUGCCUCCCAGUUCCAACUUGUGCUUUACAACCUGACAGCUCUCAAGAUCAGCAACGCUGGAGGACACAACUACACAUCACAGCUCGCGGGGGUAACCCUGACCUCCGCUUUCAUCUCCAGCGCUGCCGCCGGCCCCCCCGCCCCAUGGGUAGAAUACUGCUCCUGUCCUCUGGGAUUUGCAGGCCAAUUUUGUGAACAGUGCGCCCCGGGAUUCACCAGGGAAGAGGCUGGCAGAGGGCCGCUCUCAGCGUGUGUGCCAUGCAACUGCCACCAUCAUGGAACAUGUCAUCCAGAGACCGGUGUGUGUGAGUGUUCAGACUUCACUACCGGACGGACCUGUGAGCAAUGCCUGGACGGUUACUAUGGCAACGCUUUGAUUGGCACUCGCAGUGAUUGUCAGCCUUGCCCUUGCCCAGACCGGACCAGCUGUGCUCAAAUUGCACAGACAGGACAGGUGGUCUGCACCGAUUGCCCCACUGGACAGACAGGUAUCCGCUGCCAGAUGUGUGAAGAUAGUUACUAUGGUGACCCCCUCGGACAAUCUGGGGUAGUUCGGCCGUGUGAGAGAUGCGACUGCAACGGUAACGUGGACUUCAACGCAUUGGGAGUUUGUGACCACAUUACUGGGAGAUGUCUGAAAUGCCUGGGGCACACAGAGGGCGAGCGCUGCCAGCGUUGCCGGCAGGGUUUCUAUGGUGAUGCCCUGAACCAGACAGCUGCUCAGAAGUGCAAACCGUGCAACUGCAACCCCAGCGGCACUUUUGGACGUCUCGACGAAUGCCACCCUCAUGACGGAAGCUGCCGGUGCCUGGGUCAUGUGACUGGACGUGACUGCAGUACCUGUGAAGUCGGCUUCUUCAACCUGCAACCAGGUGUAGGAUGUGAGAGGUAA